UGUUUGCUAAUCACUUGAGAGAAGUCCAUCGAGCUCGCCACGAAACCAUGGCAAAUAGCGGAUAUAUUCAACGAAGCAUACUGUUCUUUGUACUUGGACUUCUGACGGGAAUUCUAGGUCUCCACCCGAUCAAUGAAUCCAGCCGCAAUGCCAGUAGCAACCAGUGCGCGCAAAUUUGCCCUGGGGCCCAGUCGUGUGUACUCAGUACUCUUGAUGGACGAUUCUUCUUCAGAUGUGUUCAGCUUGACGGACAAGAGCAAAUAAUCCCGUACAAAGAGCCGGAUGUCAACGAUCUUGUAGAAACGGGACCUUUCGUCCAAACAUUUCUCCUCCCAGAGGGUCAAGCAGAUUUUAUGACCGCACAAGACGUAAUAAGAGGCAUCAUGCAACCGCAGAUACCGAUGGAGUCCACUGAAAUAUUUCAACCAAAUGUAAUCGACCAACCGCAAGAAGUAGCUCAGCAAAAUCAAGUAGUGCUUUCGCAAGACAUAUUGCCGCCAUCGCUUAUAAGGAAGGCAAAUAUCCAAGAACAAACAAUACCACUACCCUCUGUAAUAUUAAGAGAAACAGGACAGCAGCAGAUAACAGAGACAUCACAGGAAACAAUGCCAGGACAAUCUAUUGUACCUUCGACACCAGAAGUGCGUCAGCGGCCAACUGGUGCCAGUAGAAUAGGACACUCGCUUCGUAAAGCACUUCACACCUUUAAGACACGUUCUCGAAACGGAAACGUUCCCAGUGGCCAAUCAAGGGAUCAAAUUCGAGUGACUUUUCGACCGGCUGUUCCAAUAACCGCACCACCAACAUUUAAAGUACCUUCCGGAAAUUCACAGUGCGAAUACUGUGAUUCGGCAGUUCACUGUAAAGAUGAGACGCGCCCUUACUGCUUCCAUUCGCACGCAUGCGCCAGGAGGGUCUGUCAAUCGCUUUAGCUUGGACACGACCGCAAUCUACAACCGCGCGCAACAAACCAUCACUGCCUGUCUUGAAUCCAACUUCAAAAGUGUACAAAAAGUGUGUUGAAAAAUAUAAGGUCCAAAAGCGUCCAUACGUUUUGGCGACCAUAUUUUUAAAGGCGCUUUUUGAUUGCUUAACUGUAUUAAGAUUACAGAAGUGAAUAUAGUUGUUAUGUGAAUUCAGAUGCAUUUAAGUAUACGAGUUUCGUUGAAAUAAAUUAGAACAGAGGUUUUGACUUAAUAUAUUUCUGGUAUUUUUCCAACAAAUCAAAUAUUAAUGAGCACGGGUGAUGACUAUGAUUAUAAAUGGUUUGAAUCUGCAUGCAUUUCCAGAAACAUAAACUGGGUGUUUAGCAUGCCGUUCUUUGAAAUCAAUUACAUAGAAGCUCCCAUUAAAAUCAACUCAGUAUUGUUUGUCAACUUGUUUAUGUU
Molecule: messenger RNA, 1388 nt
Organism: Dreissena polymorpha
Lineage: Eukaryota; Metazoa; Mollusca; Bivalvia; Myida; Dreissenidae
Exons: 6
Coding region: 48-932 (294 amino acids)
Source: RefSeq, a predicted model, not a curated record